UGGCCAACAUAGUAUCUAGUCGAAGCUUCAUGAGCUAAAUAAUAUUGUUGAUAAUCCCAAUCCCAUACACUUACCGUGUCUACGUGACCUCAAUUCGCUUAUGGGACUUCGAGUGUAUUUCGAUUUAUGUGUGUGAGGGAGAAUUUUGUUGCAAGCGAUCGCAUCGCAACGCAUCCCAUUCAAGUCGGCCAUUUUAAUUGAUAAAAUGUUUUUAAAUCAUUACGAAAGUAGAAAUUGUUUAUUGACUCUUUUAAUAAAAAUGGACAUUCGCGGAACAUGAUAAUUCGCGUUAGUGAGGACAAAAGCAUUGAAGUGUUGGACGUUAUUGUGCUAUAAAGUGGAAUAUUGGGCUACUAGUUUGUUGAUUUCGUGAAUCGCGUGUGAUUUUACAAAGACAAUGUCUGGAGCCGGUGAGGACGCUGGGUGCUCUUCGGGAGGAGUCGCCAUACAAGUAUUUCGUCCGACAUGGGAAGAAUUCAAGGAUUUCAACAAAUACAUUCAGUAUAUGGAGUCUAAAGGUGCCCAUAAGGCUGGGCUCGCGAAAGUGAUUCCUCCACCAGAAUGGGUGCCUCGUAAGUCUGGGUAUGACUUGGAUCAGCUGAACGUGACUAUCCCGUCGCCAAUAUGCCAGGUUGUGACCGGCAAGCAAGGUUUGUUUCAACAAAUAAAUAUUCAGAAGAAGUCUAUGACCGUAAAGCAGUUUGCUGUUAUGGCUAACUCCGCGAAGUACUGCACGCCUCGCCACUCGAGUUUCGACGACUUGGAGCGGAAGUACUGGAAGAAUGUGACUUAUGUUGCCCCAAUCUACGGGGCCGAUGUGAAUGGAAGCAUCACGGACCCAGACAUUCAAGAGUGGAACAUUAACCAUUUGGGUACGAUACUUGAUUUCGUAAACUCUGAUUAUGGGAUAGAAAUUGACGGAGUCAACACAGCUUACCUGUAUUUUGGUAUGUGGAAGACAACAUUCGCAUGGCACACUGAAGACAUGGAUUUGUAUUCAAUUAAUUAUUUGCACUUCGGCGACCCGAAGACCUGGUAUGCUAUCCCACCGGAACAUGGCAAAAGAUUUGAGAGAAUCGCUGCAGGAUUCUUCCCAACUUCAGCUAAAACUUGUGCAGCGUUCUUGCGGCACAAGAUGACACUUAUAUCACCGCAAAUAUUGAAACAGUACUCUGUGCCAGUGAAUAAGGUUACUCAAGAAGCCGGUGAAAUAAUGAUCACAUUCCCAUACGGCUACCACGCUGGGUUUAACCACGGAUUUAACUGUGCUGAAUCAACAAACUUUGCUGCUCCGAGAUGGGUUGAAUACGGCAAAAGAGCCAUACAGUGCACGUGUAGCAACGACAUGGUUAAGAUUUCCAUGGACACAUUUGUCAAGCGUUUCCAACCUGAUCGCUAUGAACUAUGGCUCAAAGGUCAAGAUAUUGGUUGCCACCCAGAACAGCCCGAGAAGAUGAUGCCAGCACCUCACCCAUCAGGGCAGGACAUACUCUGUAACAAAAACAAUACAGAAUUACCCGAGUCAUUUAUAGAAGCGGAAGUAGAAGGUCUCAAGAAGAAGAAACGUCAUCCAUUACAUUUGAAACGCGCGAUGGCGAGCAAAAGCAUUUCUGAAGGAGCCAUCGCUGUCUCCAUACUUGGCCAUGAUGUAAUGGAUGAUGAUGAAAUGACUAUGGCAGAAGGAGAUUUAGACAUGAUGACAUCAAUGAAACGGCCUAUGCUGCCCAUUGAUCCGAAUGACACUCAACUGGACGCACUAGAAGACAUAUGGCUAAAAGGUGAUGAGAUGGAGCCUUGCGAAGCGCAGUUACCUGACACCGGUUACAUGGAUUCCGACAACGACUCUGAUUACGAGGAACCGAAGUCGAAAAAGCACUCUAAAAAGAAACGGAAAGACAGCACAUGUAAAAAGGAACCUAAAGUGAAGAAAGAAAAAGAUAUUGAUAAAGCUAAACAGGGAACAGAAGGCACUGAAGGGAAGAAGAAAGAGAAGGCUACUCCUAAAAAAGGUGGUCGGAAAGUCAAAUCCAAGAAGUUAUCCGAAGAGCAGCUAGAAGAUUUGGCUGCUGUAGUCUCUAAUUGGGAAUCCCCUCCCCACGAAGACACAGCUGCAAACAUUCCUAUUGAACUUAAAAUUUCCCCUGAUCCAUUAUCAGAAUCGGCAUGUGAUGAAGCAAAACCUGAGGCUAAAAAGAAUGAGCCGAAGAAACGAAAGUCCUCCGUAAAGUCUGACGGCGAAAAAGUGGAAAAACCAAAGAAGGAGAGAGUCAAAAAGGAGUCAAAAGUCAAAGAGCAGAAAACUGAAGAAAAUAAGAAAGAAAAGAAACCAAGGAAGCCACGGACGCCGAAGAAAGCCCCCAAUUUCCAGUACAAUUCACCGAUUGAGCCCAUCAUGCAGAAGCAUCAGAAAGCGUAUCAGCAGAAUGAGAAACGAGACAUACCAAUCACCACCCUCACAGUUCCUAGACCACCGGUCACGUCCACAGUCACAGCUACGAAUCCUAACAGUCUACUAAAAUCAUCACAAUGUAAUCUUACACCUCUCAAAUCACCCACAAAACCCUAUUCAGAUAUCGUUGACCCAAAUUUACGAGUCCCAACAAUUGUGCCACCAGUCAAUAAAAACCCAAACGCUUUUCAAGGCGAAUUCCAAAAGUUCAUGGUCAACAAGCAGAAGCAAGAUCCCACACCAGCAUUGCAGAGGAUUUUCAAAAAACCGCCAAAAACAAAAACAACUAAAGCUUUACCCAAACCUGAUAAAGUGGAACCUAUUGAGUUGCCGAAACCGGACUAUCCAAUGCCAAUAGGGCAGUAUAACGAUAAUAUAUUCCUAAAUCAAAAUCCAAUUGAUUAUAGGACAUACCAAAAUGAAAGACAAGAGACUCGCCAACCCGACAGACAGUGGAGACAAGAUCAGUCACUGUAUUACCCACAAAACACAUUAGCGAAUCCACAAAUGUAUAACCAAAUGGACACAGAUUAUUAUAGAAGACCUUACCAAACGCCGUGGUAUGGAUAUAAUAUGGACUACCAGAAAGCAUGUCUCAACGUGUUGACGAAGCAGGAAUCAUCUCCGAGCGUGGAGAAAGAAGAAGUGAAGGUCGAGGUUGAGAGGUUCAUCGACCUCGCCAGGCAGAUGGAGGCAUUCUUCCUGCAGAAGAGAUUCCUUCUAUCAGCGAUGAAGCCCGAAUUACUAGUGAAAGAGGACAACAAUGAACUUAAAUGUGAGCUUCAGCGUAAAGAUGAGCUUUUGAGGAGACAUUACGACAAGAUUGGACAGUGGCAAAACUUGCUGGCCGACUUGCAGGGGCACACAGUGUACAAUAAGCAGGGUUCGCAGCCCGUGCAGCAGGCGGCCGCCUCGCCGCGACAGCCGCCCACCGUGCCGCAGAGUGUUCAGGCGCAACAGAUGGCGGCAGCGGCGGCCGCGCAACAAGCCGCGUUACAGCAACAAGCGCUGCAGCAACAACAGAUGCAAAGCAGUCUCGCGCAAGGCAUGUACCUGGCUGGAGGGCGAGGCGCCUACCCUGGCGCCCCGCUGCAAGGCCCGCUGGCCUAUUUGGAGAAAUCUGCUACUAGUAUAGAUAUGGUAGGACUGGGCGAUGGACGAAGGUGACGCGGUCGCGGGAGGGGCAGGGGGCGGGGCCGUGGCAGAGGCCGAGGUCGUGGCGCAUCCCCUGAGUACGGCGGCAGCAUUACCCCCCCGUAGCGCGCCCCCUCCCGCGCUACAUCUCAUACUGCGCAUGUACACACAUACAUACACACAUAGUAUCAUCGGCCCUUAUAGGUUUCUAAACAGAGGUUAAACCUCUUGUUUACUUUGCUUGAUACAAUUUAUCUUCUUACAUACUGGUCUCGGAGAGAAAUAAAAACAGAAUGUACCGGUUGCAUUUCCCGCGUAGAUUGUAAAAUUCAAUCAAAGGAAAGGGCUAUAAAUUGGAGAUUCUUCUCGAAAACCUUUCACAAUUUAAUCUCAUUUUUCCACCAAUAAAGCUAAGCAUACAGCUGUCAUGUAUCGAGAGGUAGGUAGUCUUGCUGAACAUAAAAUGACUUUGUCAUUUUCUAGCUGAUCCACAUUAAUUUUUUGUAAGAGAAUAAGUAUGAGUAUAUAUAUAUCAGCGACUAGACGUUGCCCGGGGCUUCGCUCCCGUGGGAAUUUUGAGAUAAAAAAAAUAGCCUAUAGCAAUCUUGGAUAAUGUACCUUUCUAAUGGUGAAAGAAUUUUUCAAAUCGAUUUGGUAGUUUCGGAGAUUACCCGCCUCAAACAUACACAGUCACAAACGCUUACCUCUUUAUAAUAAUAGUAUAGAUAGAGUAAUGUAACUUAAAGUAACAGACUUCUUGGAAUCUAUGGAAUUUUCGCUUGUCGCUGGUCGCCUCUCCGGUUGGUUAAAUACUCUAAAUUAUAUAUGAGGUCAUAGUCUACACGGGCACGGUAAUAUUCACGGGCCAUUGAUUAUACAAUAUACUAAUCUAUUCACAAUAUUUAACGAUCACACAUUAAGCUUUUUAAUUUUUUUUGUGAAGAUUAAUUUGCUUGUAAAGAUUUUUUUUUUUAAAUAUUAGAUUUGUGUAACAAUUGUAUUGUAAUCAUUGUAAAAAAAAUAAAUAAAUGGAUUGUACUCUU
Messenger RNA from Plodia interpunctella (Indianmeal moth), 4626 nucleotides. RefSeq names its product lysine-specific demethylase 4C-like. Gene Ontology annotation, molecular function: histone H3K9 demethylase activity. Bases 398 to 3616 code for a protein of 1072 amino acids. The transcript is spliced from 8 exons. NCBI's taxonomy places the organism in Eukaryota, Metazoa, Arthropoda, Insecta, Lepidoptera, Pyralidae. Gene Ontology annotation, cellular component: nucleus; chromatin. Gene Ontology annotation, biological process: chromatin remodeling; regulation of gene expression. The record is from RefSeq and is a predicted model, not a curated record.